Messenger RNA from Anopheles maculipalpis, 1057 nucleotides. It is a transcript of the gene mRpL39, whose product is annotated as 39S ribosomal protein L39, mitochondrial. The transcript is spliced from 5 exons. Gene Ontology annotation, molecular function: RNA binding; nucleotide binding. Lineage: Eukaryota; Metazoa; Arthropoda; Insecta; Diptera; Culicidae. The record is from RefSeq and is a predicted model, not a curated record. The coding region runs from base 16 to 1011 and encodes 331 amino acids. Gene Ontology annotation, cellular component: mitochondrion.
UGCAAAGAGCAGAAAAUGUCUCUCAACGUUCACAAAAUCAGAUCUCCAGCAUUUCAAUUACACCAUGUAUUGAUGAAGCAUUACUCAGUCGCAGUGUCGAAAGGAACAGCCAAGGCAAGCGAGUUGUUUUCCGACGAACAACGCAGACAGCGUGAAAAUGUUGGCCGUAUCGAGAAAAUUGAAGUACGAUACCUUGGCUUGCCGCACGAUACAACGCUCGUGAUGAAUCGUGAACUUUCCACACCGUACGAUUGUGCCCGACAUAUUGGCGAAAAGUACUCCCAACAGUCAGCCCUGGCACUGCUGGACAACAAAACACCGUGGGACAUGCGACGACCACUUCGCGAUUCCUGUACGCUGCAACUGCUCAACUUUACCUCGCCCGAACCACACAUCGCAAACAAAGCGUUCUGGCGAUCCUGUUCCUUCCUGCUUGGUGCCGUUUUGCAGGCCAGCUUUAAACCGGAAGCGGCACUCUUCUUACACAGCUUUCCCAAACCAAACAUAAAAACCGGCAGCUUCGUGCAUGAUAUUGUGCUGGCGGAGGAGAACUGGAAUCCAACCGUGGCCGAGCUGCGUGCACUGUCGAUCGAAAUGAUAAAACUGUCGCAGAAAAAUCUUCCCAUCGAACGACUGGACGUUAGUAGCGAACUGGCGCUGGAAAUGUUCCACGAUAAUCCGUACAAGCGAGAGCAGAUACCGAGCGUAGCCGCCCAGAACAAUGGACUGGUGACGGUGUAUCGGGUGGGUGAGCAUGUGGACAUCAGCAAAGGGCCGAUGAUGGGUUGUAGCGGUUUGCUCGGUCGGUGUACGAUCUCGAUAGCGCAUCCAAUUAAGGAAGGAAGUGAAAGUGGGAAGCAUUUCUAUCGCAUGCAAGGGGUGGCACUUCCGGCUGCACUGCGCGUCGGCCACUUUGCGUACAACAUACUGGAAAAUCGUUCGAGAAAGCUGAAUCCAGCGAAAUUGCCGAAUGAACCAUUUGAAGAUGCGAUCGCAGAACAAGUAGCGUAAAGAGUACGUUAACGUUAAAGUUAGAAUGAUAAAAUGGGAAAUAUAA